Messenger RNA from Gossypium arboreum, 3303 nucleotides. RefSeq names its product calmodulin-binding transcription activator 5-like. Bases 268 to 3006 code for a protein of 912 amino acids. Gene Ontology annotation, cellular component: nucleus. The transcript has 14 exons. Gene Ontology annotation, biological process: regulation of transcription by RNA polymerase II. Gene Ontology annotation, molecular function: double-stranded DNA binding; protein binding; transcription coregulator activity. NCBI's taxonomy places the organism in Eukaryota, Viridiplantae, Streptophyta, Magnoliopsida, Malvales, Malvaceae. The record is from RefSeq and is a predicted model, not a curated record.
UCCUAUUUAAAAUAAAAUACAGAAUUAAGAAACGGCAUGCAAAUUUGAUUUGAUGUCCUCUUACUUUUAUUUGUAUUUUUUGACUAAUGAAGUAAACUGACGUUUAAAUUUUCCAUCUUCUCCAGAAUUUUCUAAUAAACACUCACUUUCCUAAAUUUUUCUUGUUUCUCUUUUGAACUUCAUUUUUAAAGUUCCAAAAGAAGCUUCGUUUUGAAGAAGUUACUUGAGUUCAAAAAAAAAAUCGUUUUCAGGCGUUUGAUUUUGUCGAUGGAGUACGGUGGUUGUGCGGGGCUCGUCGGAGCUGAGAUUCAUGGAUUUCAUACAUUGCAAGAUUUGGAUGUUAAAAACAUGUUGGAAGAAGCCAAGUCAAGAUGGUUACGCCCAAAUGAGAUUCAUGCUAUACUGUGCAACCAUAGAUAUUUCUCCAUUCAAGCGAAGCCAGUGAACAUGCCAAAAAGUGGUACUAUUGUAUUGUUUGAUCGAAAGAUGCUGAGGAACUUUCGAAAAGAUGGUUAUAAUUGGAAAAAGAAAAAGGAUGGGAAGACUAUUAAAGAAGCUCAUGAACACUUAAAAGUUGGUGAUAAAGAAAGGAUUCAUGUAUAUUAUGCACAUGGUGAAGAUAACUCAACUUUUGUUCGCAGGUGUUAUUGGCUGCUAGAUAAGUCUUUGGAGCAAAUAGUUCUUGUUCAUUAUCGUGAAACAAAGGAGGUUUCACUAGCCACACACUCAAAUUCAAGUUCGUUAACAGAUCAGUCUACUCCUUUGCUUGUUACAGAAGAGUUUGAUUCGGGAAUUGCUAAUACAUAUUCUGAAGAACCAGGUGAGAGUGUUAAUGUUAGGAAUCAUGAAAUGAAGCUUCUUGAGAUUAAUACACUUGAAUGGGAUGAUCUUCUGGUGACAAAUGGUGCUAAUGAUUCGAUUGCAUCUAGAGGAGACAAUGUUUCUUGCUUUGACCAACAGAACCAAAUGGCAGUAAAUGGCUUCUCAAAUUAUGGUGGCCUUAUCUCUGCUCAUAAUUUAUCAACAGAAACCUCUUUGCUCGUUAAUUCAAUUGCACCGGUUGCUCAAAGUAAUAAUGCUUACCUUGGCACCACGGGGGGUGUUUGUAAUCAGAUAUCAGGGGGCCAAGUAAAUACUACCAGUCAGUUGAAAGACUCUUGUGCCUUAGGGACAGGUGAUUCGCUGGACUUUUUGGUCAAUGAUGGUUUACAAAGUCAGGACAGUUUUGGAAAGUGGAUUAACGACUUUAUCACUGAACCCCUAGGUUCAGUAGGUGACUCUGUGCUAGAAUUGUCGUCUUCAUCUGCUAAUGAUUCAUUCACCUCUCCGGAGCAAAUAUUUAGCAUAACUGAAGUCUCACCAGAAUGGGCCUAUUCAACUGAAAAGACAAAGAUUUUAGUCAUUGGAGUCUUUCAUCAAGCUUAUCAACAUCUUGCUAAAUCCACUUUGUUUUGUGUAUGUGGUGAUGUGUGUACCCCAGCAGAAAUUGUUCAGGUCGGGGUUUAUCGCUGUUUGUUAUCUCAGCAUUCCCCGGGACUAGCGAACCUGUAUAUGAGCCUUGAUGGCCAUAAACCCAUCAGCCAAGUGCUUGGUUUUGAGUAUUGUACUCCUUUAUCGCAUGACCCGAUAGUUCCUACGGAAGAUGAGUCCAGGCGGGAGGAGUUCCACUUGCAGAUGAGGCUUGCUUAUUUGCUCUUCUCUACUUCCAACAGCCUCGACAUUUUGUUGGGUAAUAAAGUAUCACCAAAUACCCUGAAAGGGGUUAAGAAGUUUGCCCAAAAAACUUCUAACAUGUCUGAUUGUUGGAAAUAUUUGAUGAAGUCAUUUGAAGAAAACCGGGUUUCAUCUACACAAGCAAAAGAUAGUUUACUUGAAAUUGCUUUGAAAAACAGGCUAAGAGACUGGUUGUUGGAAAGAAUAAUCGAAGGUGGUAGAACAAACGAACAUGAUACUCGAGGUCAAGGAGUUCUUCAUUUGUGUGCCAUUCUUGGUUAUACUUGGGCUAUGUAUCUGUAUUCAUGGUCUGGUCUCUCGCUGGAUUUUCGUGAUAAACAUGGAUGGACAGCUCUUCAUUGGGCAGCAUUUUAUGGGCGGGAAAAAAUGGUUGCUGUUCUUUUAUCUGCAGGGGCAAAGCCAAACUUGGUGACAGACCCCACCACCCGGAAUCCAAAUGGUUACACUGCUGCUGAUCUUGCAUCUUUGAAGGGUUACGAGGGGCUAGCCGCUUAUCUUUCGGAAGAGGCUCUAGUAGCACAUUUCAAUGAUAUGGCCGUAGCAGGAAACGCUAGUGGUUCUCUGCAAACCAGUAGAACAGAGGCAACAAACUUUGAGAACCUUAAUGAAGAUGAACUAUAUUUGAAAGAAUCUUUAGCAGCUUAUAGAACAGCUGCUGAUGCAGCUUCACGGAUACAGACUGCAUUUAGGGUGCAUUCCUUGAAAUUACGAACUAAAGCAAUUGAGUCUUCCCAUCCAGAGGAUGAAACACGGAAUAUAGUUGCUGCUAUGAAGAUUCAACAUGCCUUUCGCAACUAUGGGAUUAAGAAAAAGAUGACAGCUGCUGCCCGUAUCCAAUACAGUUUCCUUACUUGGAAAAUGCGUAAAGAUUUCCUUAAUAUGCGCCGCCAGGCUAUCAAAAUCCAAGCUGUUUUUCGGGGCUUCCAAGUAAGGAGACAAUACCGUAAGAUUCUGUGGUCAGUUGGUGUGCUUGAGAAAGCAAUUCUGCGAUGGCGGUUUAAGAGAAAAGGUCUUCGUGGAUUACAAAUUAACAAAGCUGAAGAAGUCGCACAGCGAAGCCAAGAGAGUGACACAGAAGAGGACUUCUUCAGAGAUGGUAGAAAACAAGCUGAAGAACGCGUAGUAAAAGCUGUUGUGCGAGUUCAAACUUUGUUCCGUUCAAAGAAAGCACAGCAGGAAUACCGGAGAAUGAAGUUGGCUCAUGAUAUAGCAAAGUUGGAAUAUGAAAACCUACUUGGCCUUCCUUCGGAUAUGGAUGCUUGCAGACACUGAAGCUCAUAAUGAUCAUUCAAAGUAGAAGAGUGACCCUAGGGAGCUACAUAUUUGUAAAUGCAACCAUUUUCUAGUCCCCUUCUCACUGUUUUAAGAUUUUGAGGGGAGAAGCUAAGUUAACAUGGGUCCUUUAGUUUUUUUUUUUUUUUCAUUUCGGUUUCGAUCCGUUCAAUUGAAUCCGUGCUUCGAGUGUAAGACCUAGGUGAAACUUGUAUGUAGGGUAUUAAGCCGAUCUCUGUCCCGGUGUAUGUGCCAUUCAGAAUUAAGAUUAGGUUAUUAAGAAUUUUGAUUUCCAAA